Fusarium coffeatum is the source of this 666-nucleotide messenger RNA. RefSeq lists its product as uncharacterized. The record is from RefSeq and is a predicted model, not a curated record. The coding region runs from base 1 to 666 and encodes 221 amino acids. Lineage: Eukaryota; Fungi; Ascomycota; Sordariomycetes; Hypocreales; Nectriaceae. The transcript has a single exon.
AUGACAUCUCGACCUAUUGUCCUCGCGCCAGCAACACCUUCAGAGCUUCUAUCAUAUAUCAUAUCUUACCACAGAUAUCCUACAACAGUAAUAAUUGGUUCCUCGAAAACAGAGUUUCAAGAGUCACUUAUCGAGGACAUCACACACCACCUCGCUCUUCAGGAUGAGCAACAAGAAGACCAAGACAACCCAACAGAGCCUUCACAUGUUCUUCUAAAGUCGUCACUCUUCCAAAUAGCCAUAUCCCGCCACAUACGCAUCCUAUUUGCGCCAACAGUUACACAUCUACGUGCCUAUCUUUCUGUCUUCACGCCCAAAGACUCCUCAAUACAAGCUCCGCCAAACCACACUCCUGGCUCUCGUCCACCCUUUCUUCUGGUUUAUGGUCUUUUGGCUCUUCAUCGAGACGCGAGCGAAUGGUCUGCGCAAGGUAUCGGGAACUCAGCAGCAUUUUUGGUCGACGCUGCGCUACGGAAUGAGUUCAGAGCUGCAGUAAUCGAACCAAAAGGCAUAGGGGGACAUGAAGACUUGGAACAGCUCGGAGGAGAGAUGGUACCCUUAUUAAACGGCACAGCGAGAAAGGAUGAUGGUUCAUGGAAUGGACGGACUGUUAGCAUCAAACAGGUAUUGAAUCGGUGGUUCGAAUUCGAAGUUCGGGAAGAAUGA